AUGGUCACCAUUGUCAUCUGGCAAAAUGGAAAGCCACCUUAUCAAUACCUUCCUAAUUCUGUUCAAAUACCCAAUCUGGUAAAUUCAUACACAUGGAUUAUCGAUAUCAGUGGCACGAACGGUAAUCCGGGAUUCGACCUCAACAAUGGAUCGACAUUUUAUUUCAUAAUCACGCAUACUGGAACCCCUGACUUAUUCGCAAGUCAGUCGAUUAAUAUUACAAAUAAGGCUAUCAGUUCAUCUGCUACUUCUUCUCCUUCUUUGGCAAUUGAGGCAACAAGUACUGCGAGUGUUUUGACGGCUGCUUCGAGCACAUCUUCUUCAGCUGCUUCUCCAGCUACAACAUCGAGUGAGUUGAGUACAGGUGCUAAAGUGGGUAUAGGAGUGGGUGUGACACUGUGUGUUGUGGCUAUCGUCGCAGCAUUUGCGCUAGGAUAUUUUUUUCGACGACCUUCGAAGUCUCCAAGUACUCAUAUCAUGAAUACGAGACCGAGAGAUGAGUCGGCGGAACCGAAACCAUUUGGAUGGCAACCGCCACAGGAAUUGUCGUCUAGCGCCCCGCGCCCGAAACCAUUCGUACCGCAACCUCCUCAAGAAUUGUCAUCGAAAUCUACACGCUCGAAGCCUAAGGGUCCGAUUUUUGAGAUACAGGGGUAG
This is a messenger RNA of Botrytis fragariae, 657 nucleotides long. RefSeq lists its product as uncharacterized. Bases 1 to 657 code for a protein of 218 amino acids. Lineage: Eukaryota; Fungi; Ascomycota; Leotiomycetes; Helotiales; Sclerotiniaceae. The record is from RefSeq and is a predicted model, not a curated record. The transcript has 2 exons.